AUGAUUAUAUGCAAAGAAAAUGAAGAAAUUUCCAUGUCUGACGAAGAUAAUAGGCCAAACAUUUUAAAAAAAAAAGAACCUAAUAAAGUAGAUAAAAAAUAUUUGUGGCCACAUGGUGUAACGCCACCAUUGAAAAAUGUACGAAAACGGAGAUUUCGUAAAACCCUUAUAAAAGAAUCUACUGACGCUCAAGAAAUUGAAAAAGAGGUUAAAUAUCUUUUAAAAAGUGAUAGUGAAGCUCUUCGUGUAAAAUGGGAACUAGUAUCCGAAACAGAGGUUCAAAGUAAUAGAAAAAGUAAAGAAGAACCUUUUAUGCAAGGUGAAAUGUAUAAUGAUCUAAAGCAAGACAUUGCUGAAAGAGACAUUUUUGGUGAAGCUCUAAGUGAUUCAGAUGAAGAAGUUGGUAAUAUAAGUAUAAUGGAUAUGGAUGAUGAUAUGAGUAAUGACAAUAGCUGUUUGUCUGAUACUAAUUCAUUUAUGGAAGAAAAACCUUCGAUUUCUGGGAACAAGAACCUUAUUACAGAGUUUACUAAAGAAAUGUUUAUUUCUGAUGAUGAUUCCAACUAUGGAAUAAAGAAGGAAGGAGGAAUAAGUUCCAAAUUUGAUGAAAGUAUGGGUUAUAGAUAUGAUAAAGUUGUGGAUUUUAAGGCUGAAUUAGAACUUAGUGAUGAUAAUGAACUUAGUGAUACACCUGUUUUAUCAACAUUAGAAGCUGGAAAUGUGUCUGCUAAUGACAUAAAACAUAAAAUUGAUCAGUUGCAACAAGAAAUUGAAGUACUUAAAGAACGUAAAUCACAACAAGAUUGUGAAAUUGCAAAUAUUGAAAAUAUAAAUUUAAGAGAACGUUUUAUACAUGUAUCUAAUAAUUUGUUUACUGAGCAACUAGAAAAAGAACAACAGAUUCGUGAACUUCAAUCAUUUCAUCUUUAA
Messenger RNA from Macrosiphum euphorbiae (potato aphid), 930 nucleotides. The record is from the annotation of a GenBank genome assembly. Lineage: Eukaryota; Metazoa; Arthropoda; Insecta; Hemiptera; Aphididae.